ACGAGUGUGGCACAUGGUGAGAUGCGGGCGUUGCUGGUUGCUGUUAAAACAUAACAUACAAACCCGAGAAGGGGACACUGGCAGAGUUAAAUAACAAAAGAAAUACGAUGUAGUGAAGUGGACUAUGGUGUUAUCAACCCCAAAAUUCAAACUCAUAUUUCAAAUCAUGUGAAACGCAAAGAUCAUUCAUCAAAAUGAAACUCUUCACACCCGGUCAUGUAAUCCUACUAAUAUCUAUUCAUUUUGCAACAGUAUGUGGAUACUUGAAUUUGUUUUUAAGUCUUCCUGAGGUUCAAAGACUUUUAGGUCUGAGGGCAGAACUCUUCUAUGUCAGAAAUGGGAUCAUCAAUAACUAUGCCCUUCAUUUUGUAGUCUUGAUUCCGUCCAAAAUUGACUCUCUCCACUUCACAUGGGAAAGUUUAGUACCUGGACAGCCGGUGUCUUAUUCGAUGAUGUUAGAGACUUCAAAUUCUGCAGCUCUUCCGCCUCCAAAACUCAACAUCUCAAAAACGGGCUUGAUACCAAAUACACUUCAGACAUUUGCAGUAUCGUUACCUUGUUCAGGCACUGUAGAAGGUGAAGUGGACAUAACUCUCAUAAUCAACAUCACCCUGUCACAUGAAAAUGUAACAACACUAACAUUUCGAAGAAAGAAAAUUUGUCUUCAAUUCGAAAAGUCUACUACAUACAUCUCCAUGGAUUCCAUGCCUCAAUUCUCCAACUCUGUCAACAUUUUCUACAUAGCAGUCUGCUGUGCGCUAGUACUCAUCUUGAUUCUUGCAUUUGUUGUUACACUGUACUACAUAAAGGAUAAAAAAACUCGAAGAACCAUUGAAAAUGGUAGCGGGCCAACGACGACAACAACAACAACGUUCCUUGCUGCUUUACCCAGGAACAGUGUGAAUGCCUCUUCUUAUGGGAGUUUCAGAAGAAUGCCAAGUUAUUCUUUGAUAGACGAAAGAUCUAAAGAUUUACAAGAUAGGAUCGCUGAACUCACAGUACAAAGGUGUAGAGUUCGUCUAAGUAGCAUUAUCCUUGAAGGAACUUUCGGAAAAAUUUACCAGGGAUCCUACACAAAUGAAGACGGUACAGAAGAAACAGUUAUAGUGAAAACAGUCACAGAUCAUGCAAGUCAAGUACAAAUAUCUCUUCUACUACAAGAAGGAAUGGCUAUGUACUCUCUGAACCACAAAAAUAUUCUGACCAUUCUUCGAGUAUCUAUUGAAGACCACACUGCCCCGUUUCUGCUCUACCCAUACAAAAACUAUAAGAACCUGAAGCUGUUCUUGCAAAAAUGUAAAGUUUCUUCGGAAGGCGUUCACCAUACUUUAACUACCCAAGAAGUUGUUGACAUGGCACUGCAAAUAAUUCAAGCUAUGCAGUAUCUGCAUAAGAAACAUUUACUUCAUAAAGAUUUAGCUGCCAGAAAUUGUGUGGUGGAUGAUAAACUGAAUGUCUUAGUUGCUGACAAUGCCUUAUCAAGAGACCUAUUCCCAUCUGACUAUCAUUGCCUUGGAGAUAAUGAAAACAGACCUGUCAAAUGGUUGGCAAUUGAGAGUCUCUUACAUAAGAGUUUUUCUCCCAGUUCGGAUGUUUGGUCUUUUGGUGUACUACUCUGGGAAUUGACUACCCUUGCUCAACAACCCUACAUUGAAAUCGAUCCUUUUGAAAUGGCAGCUUAUUUAAAAGAUGGUUACCGACUGGCUCAGCCCAUCAAUUGUCCAGAUGAACUAUUUGCAGUGAUGGCUUACUGUUGGGCAAUGAGUGCAGAAGAAAGACCUACUUUCACACAGUUGCACGUUUGCUUGCAAGAAUUUUAUGCACAAUUGACUAGAUAUGUGUGACAAAAAGACUAAGCAUUAAAAUUGAUGUUCCUUGGACAGUGGCAGUAUGUAUAAUUAGUAGAUAAAAUGAAUAACAAUCAUAUUCGUAAAAUCUCAGGUAA
Molecule: messenger RNA, 1945 nt
Organism: Leptinotarsa decemlineata (Colorado potato beetle)
Lineage: Eukaryota; Metazoa; Arthropoda; Insecta; Coleoptera; Chrysomelidae
Gene: dnt
Product: tyrosine-protein kinase Dnt
Source: RefSeq, a predicted model, not a curated record